This is a messenger RNA of Rhodotorula toruloides NP11, 903 nucleotides long. RefSeq lists its product as uncharacterized. The coding region runs from base 1 to 903 and encodes 300 amino acids. The transcript has 4 exons. NCBI's taxonomy places the organism in Eukaryota, Fungi, Basidiomycota, Microbotryomycetes, Sporidiobolales, Sporidiobolaceae. The record is from RefSeq and is a predicted model, not a curated record.
AUGGCUCGCGGGAAAGGCACGCCACGCCGUACACGCGAACUCGCCGACGACGACGACUUCUCGCCGACUUCGCCUUCCUCCCCUCGACGAGCAGCAACUCCUCCCGCAGCGUCGCCUUCGCGCCUGGCGAUGAGUGCUACGGCGCAUCCGACAGCGCCCGAGAAGCCAGGCAGGGGCCCGCUUCCUGCGAGCGCCGAGACGACCUACCACCAACGCUUGAGGGGACUGCUCGUCGAGCACAGGAAGGCAAGGAGAGCUUGGAGCGAGCUGGUGAUCCGUGGGUUGGUGGGAAGGACGAAGGCGGUGCUGGAGCUUUGGGUCGACGUCGAACUCGCACUCAAGGCUAUCUCGAAGCAGUCUUCCUCAUCGUCAACGACGGACGUCCGUGCAGGCUAUCUCUUUGCACAGUCGGCUAAGCUGUCGGAGCAGGUGGCGGCCGUCGAAGGUAUCUUUGCGAAUCUGACCGAGACGGUCAACGGCAUGCAGUCGAUCUGCGAGCGGGCCGAGUAUCUCGUCAUCGAGGCGGCCAAGACGCGCGGGACGCUGUUUGCUUUCCGCGAACCGCUGUGGGUGACAUGGCCGCUCGCUCGCUUCGCUGAUGGCAUCCAGGCUCUCACCACUCCUUACGUCCACUCGCUCGCCCUGGUCCGCCGGCUCCUCGACACACUCCUCACCUUUCCCGUCCUCCCUAGCGCCUCCACCUCCUCUCCUCUUCUCGACACUGCUCCGACUACCACUUCGAAGGCAGAGAAAGACGACCGACCUCGCCCGUCGAACGAGCAGAUCCAGGCGUCGCUCUCGCUUCUCGCCGUCCAGCCGCUCUUGCCGGGCAAGGCGAACGACUGGGGCAGCGAGGGCUGGGAGGAGGUCAUGGCCGUCGAGGUGGGAGGCUGGGAGCGAUGA